AGAUGUUUCAAACGAUGAUGUAUUUUCUUCGAAAAAAUAUGGGAAUGGAGAUCCCUUUGUUCCUCUACAUGCUCACGAGCUUUCUGAAGUACCCAGUCUUCCAGAAUCUGAUGUACGAAAAAGUCUGCCUUGCACAUCAUGACCAGGACUUGUCUUUAUGUUCGAAUGUAUCAGCCUAUUAUUCCGACAAAGUCAUACAAGCUGAAGCGAAUCACUUCUAUUUCUUAUCAUCCAUCGUACUCGUGCUUCCGUCCCUCCUCUCAACUCUGGCAUUAGGGGCAGCUGCGGAUAUGUGGAGCAUCAAAGUCCCACUUCUAAUCCCGUUUCUCGGUCUAAUCCUUUGCACAACGAACUAUAUUGUUCAAACUGUUUACAUGAGCAUGUCUGUUUAUAUGCUGCUUAUAAGCGAUGCUCUAUUUGGCAUUUGUGGAGGAUAUAUCUCAGUUCUCUCCACAACCCUCAGUUAUGGCGUAAAAACAACAUCCACUACUCGUCGAAGUAUUAGAAUAGCUGGUCUCGAAGGUGCUAUUGGUCUUGGAGGUACUGUAGGAUACGCCGUUUCUGGCACAGUCCGAGAGGCACUAGGAUACUCGUACACAUUUCUGUUGAUGCUUGUUCUGCAAGUAUUUGCGUUCUUCUAUAUUCUCAUCUGUGCAAAAGAUUCGAAGCGGUCUAGCAAUAUAGAGGACGAAGAUCAUCAAGGAUUCAUCUCCUUAGUUGUAAGGGAAUCAGCCGCGGCAUUGCUGGAUUACUGGCAGCUCUUGACGACUAAGAGAAGUAAUCGCAUCUUGCUUUAUCUGAACCUCUUUGCUCUAGGAGUGGAACUGCUUAUUUUUGCUGGCUUAAUGGACAUUCAAUACUCUUACCUGCGAUACAAACUGAGUUGGGGAGACAAGCAGUACGGCUGGUUUAGUGGGCUGCAAUAUGGAGUAACGACAGCAACUGUGCUGAUCGUAUAUCCACUAUUAUCCAUCAAAGGAUUCACGGAUGGUAUUCUUGGAUGUGCAGGUUUGACUGCAAAAAUGAUUGCUCUGAUAAUGCUCGCUUUUGUAUACAACUCUCCAAUGGCUUAUUCAGUUAUAGUGUUCACAUCUCUCAAUCGCUUUGUUUCAACCGGAUUUCGGUCAUUUAUAUCUGGGCUGAUUCAAUCUAGCGAGCAAGGAAAAAUGUUUUCGCUCAUUGCAUUGCUAGAAGGAGUAACAGGGCUGCUAGCCACUGCUAUUUACAACAAUCUUUACCCGAAAACCCUAUCUUUCUUCCCUGGUUUUUUUCAUCUACUAAGUGCUGUUCUUCUAGUCAUGCCACUUAUCAUUCUUGGAUUAUCAGAUCGACGGGUUAAAUCUAUUCUUGACCAACAAGAAACCUCAGAGCCAGUGUCAGCGACAACAACAUGAAUAAACUUCCGUCUCGAAACAAUUCUACGUUGUUGCCCCGUAACACCGGCCAUUUCUUUUCACUUUGUUUAGUUUUGGUAGUUGUAUAGGUUCCGACUGCUAACGUUGU
Cylicocyclus nassatus is the source of this 1503-nucleotide messenger RNA. NCBI's taxonomy places the organism in Eukaryota, Metazoa, Nematoda, Chromadorea, Rhabditida, Strongylidae. The record is from the annotation of a GenBank genome assembly.